Colletotrichum spaethianum is the source of this 1440-nucleotide messenger RNA. Its product is annotated as ADP-ribosylation factor GTPase-activating protein glo3. Gene Ontology annotation, biological process: COPI coating of Golgi vesicle. The coding region runs from base 1 to 1440 and encodes 479 amino acids. The transcript has 5 exons. Gene Ontology annotation, molecular function: GTPase activator activity. The record is from RefSeq and is a predicted model, not a curated record. Lineage: Eukaryota; Fungi; Ascomycota; Sordariomycetes; Glomerellales; Glomerellaceae.
AUGGCUGCCCUCGCUUCUAAGCAGCAGUCGCUGAAGAUCUUUGAGAAGUUGAAGACCAAGCCUGCGAACAAGAUCUGCUUCGAUUGCGGCGCCAAGUACCCGACCUGGACAUCAGUCCCCUUUGGCAUCUACCUCUGCCUUGACUGCUCCUCCAACCACCGAAACCUUGGUGUUCACAUCUCCUUCGUCCGAUCCACCAACCUCGACCAGUGGCAAUGGGAUCAGCUCCGCUUGAUGAAGGUUGGCGGUAAUGAGUCGGCAACCAAGUUCUUCCAGCAGAACGGAGGAACUGCCGCUCUCAACAGCAAGGACCCCAAGACCAAGUACCAAUCCAACGCUGCGACCAAGUACAAGGACGAGUUGAAGCGUCGCGCAGCGAGAGAUGCCCAAGAGUACCCCGGCGAGGUUGUUAUCAAUGAUGCCGCCGAUGCCGACACUUCGACCCCUGCUGGCGAGCCCGACGAUGAUUUCUUCUCAUCCUGGGACAAGCCCUCCAUCAAGAAGCCUACUCCUCCCAUUUCUCGCACAGCGACCCCUCCGACCGUUGGCCGAACCCCUUCUCCCUUCCUCAACGCCAACAAUGGUGCUGGCAAGGACAUUACUCGGUCUGCAUCUCCUUUGUCCAAGACCGAAGCCGACAACAAGCCUGCUGCCAGCCGUAUAACCACAUCCGCCGCCCUUCGCAAGACAACCGCCACUGGCGCGCCGCGCAAGGCCAAUAUCCUUGGUGCCAAAAAAGCGCCCAAGCUUGGAGUCAAGAAGGUUACCAGCGACGUUAUCGACUUUGACGAGGCCGAGAAGAAGGCCAAGGAGGAGGCCGAGCGCAUCGCGAAGUUGGGCUACGAUCCUGACGCUGAGGAGGAGAAGAAGGCUUCUACCAAGGCGGACCCCAUCGCGGCUCCUACCCCUGUCAGCCCCCAGGGAGGCUACGGAUCAUCCAGCCACACCCGCCAGAAGUCCAACGCAGAGGUGGAGCGUUUGGGCAUGGGUGUUGCCAGGCUGGGCUUCGGUCAGGUUGGUGGGCCCAAGGGUGCCGCAGCACCUAAAAAGGCCGCCGCUGGUGGUUUCGGCUCUGUUGGUCCCAUCAAGGCCAAGACUGAGGAUGACAGCGAAAACUACGCUCGCAGCAAGUUCGGUACCCAGAAGGGCAUCUCUUCCGACGAGUUCUUCGGCAAGGGUUCAUUCGACCCCAACGCCCAGGCUGAGGCGAAGACGCGUUUGCAAGGUUUCGAGGGUGCCACCUCGAUCUCGUCUAACGCAUACUUCGGUCGUCCCGAGGACGAGCCCGUGGAGGAGUACGGCGACCUCGAGGGCGCAGCCAAGGACUUCAUUCGCAGAUUCGGCAUCACGGCUGGUGAUGAUCUCGAGAACCUCACUCAGCUGGCAGGCGAGGCCAGCCAGAAGCUGCAGGGUGCUAUCCGCGCUUACCUCGGAAGCUGA